Etheostoma spectabile (orangethroat darter) is the source of this 1564-nucleotide messenger RNA. RefSeq names its product transmembrane protein 50B. The transcript has 6 exons. Bases 119 to 595 code for a protein of 158 amino acids. Lineage: Eukaryota; Metazoa; Chordata; Actinopteri; Perciformes; Percidae. The record is from RefSeq and is a predicted model, not a curated record.
AGCCGGAAGCAGAGCUGUUAGGAACAGCAGUGUUGACCAUACGGAGGCGGGACGGGAACUGGUCCAUCUGUGCAGAGAAGGAUCAGAGAAACAGAAGAGGACAGGAAGAGGGCUGCAGAUGGCAGGCUUUCUGGAUAGCUUCCGCUGGCCAGAGUGUGAAUGCAUUGACUGGGGGGAGAGGAGGAACGCAGUGGCUUCUAUUGCCUCUGGAGUUCUGUUCUUCACAGGCUGGUGGAUCAUGAUUGACGCAGCAGUGACGUAUCCAUCGCAGGAGCAGAUGAACCAUGCAUUCCACACAUGUGGUGUGUUCUCCACCAUAGCAUUCUUCAUGAUAAAUGCAGUUUCUAAUGGCCAGGUGAGAGGAGACACAUAUGGAGAGGGCUGCCUUGGCCGGACAGGAGCUCGUCUCUGGCUGUUUAUCGGCUUCAUGAUGAUGUUUGGCUCGCUCAUCGCUUCCAUCUGGAUCCUGUUCGGUGGCUACGUGGUGCCAAAGAAAGAAGUGGCCCCCGGGCUGGCUGUGUUCUUUCAGAACGCCUUCAUCUUUUUUAGCACUCUGAUCUACAAGUUUGGCCGGACUGAAGAUUUAUGGGGUUAGAGGGUCUGUCUGAUUACUGUCUUUCUGUCUCUCACUCUCUCACCAACACACACACAUCUGGUAUACAGUGUGUUAGUAGUUCUGCAUCCCUUUUCAUGUGUUUCCUGAUAUGAAAAUAGUUUUUCUGUCCUUGCUUUGGCUACAUUUGCAUACUUCUAGUUUUUCUCAUACUAUCUGUGCUGCUCUUAAGAAAUUAAUUUCAAUGUUUGCAUUAUAAAUGAGGGAAUUCCUUUUUUGUUAUUGAGAACCAAGAAGCCAGGUUCAGGUCAGUGUUAUUGUAUCUCAGAUGCAUCUUAAGUGUCAGUUGUGUCAACUCAUGUCAGCAUUUGUUCAAUGUGUAGAUGGUUACAGUGUAAGUUUACUGUAGUGGAUCAGAAAGGGAGAACAGCAUUUGUUCUAGGAUGGACUGAUUUAUUGAUAUAAGUACAAUCUGAAGUGGAUGUGAGGCCCUUUCUGCUGUCUCUACUUAUUUUUUAUUAUAAUGUAUUUCAGAAGACAUGAGUUUUUUCUUUCAUCGGUCUGAUUCAUAUUGGGGUCAGUUUCCUUUUGACAUACUAGUCUCUGCCGUUCUGCCUCAGGAGGAAGUGUUUUUUACAUUGUCUGUUUUGUCCACUUGUACUUUGUCCUUGUUUAGCUCUCGUUUCUUCCAGAACAUGUGUAAAGUGAAAUGCAAGUAUUCUGAUGGUUUUUGGUAUAAAACAAAUUUUGUGAAGUCAGACUGUAGGAACAGUAUUAAAGGACUUGUAAUGGACUAAUUUACAGUAUUUGCUACAAUAUCACAUAGAGACAUGUGCAUCAGGCAAUUUUUUAACGUAAUAAGAUGGACUUUUACUCUGAAGCUUUUAAGGUGGAGUAAAAAUACGAUCUGGGAAUUUGGGGUUAUUUCCCAUCUGUUGUUCAACCUUUUUAUCAUUUGUGUAUCUUGUGAAGAGCUUAAAAUGUGAAAAAUAAAGAACAUUUUUAAUUGGA